AUGAGCGCGUCCAGCGCGGCGCGCUCCACCCGCACCCGCAGGAACCUACCUGGGCCGAGCCGGGCCGCCUGGGCGCCCGAGCCGGGCCGCGGCUCCUCCCGACGGGGCCGGGCCCUCCGGAGCCGGGGUGGGGGCGGGGCCCGCUGGGGGAGCCAGGAGCUCCGGGGGCGUGCGGCGGGGGUCCCUUGGGUGCGGCUCCCGAGCUCGCGCCGCGCCGUGAGGCAGCCGCGCAGGGGCCGCCGCCGGGCCGCCGCCGGGCCCAGGGCUCCGCGCCGGGGCCGCCGGAAGGUGCUCCGCCAGGGCGGUCCGGGCGGCCGCGGUGCGGCGGGAAAUGCGUCCCCGGGAAACCGCGCCCGGCUGCCGAAGGGCCGGCCUCGGGGAUGGGGCGGAAGGAGGUCGGAAGUCGGCUCCGCCCACCGCGGGAGGCGGGGCUCGCGGGGCUCCGGCUGGGGCCGCCGGGGCUCGCCCCCUCGCCCGAGCCGGGUGUGGCCGGCGUCCGACGCGCGCCCCGCCCUUCCUCCCGAGGGGCCCGGCGCUGAAGCCCCGCCUCGGCCGCGCGCGGAACCCCGCAAGGCUCCCCUGGCCGAACGCGCUGUGUUACGGCGGGAACCACCCCCCCGCGAGCGCCCCGGCCGGCGGCCCCGGGCCCGGCGGGCUCUCCCCUCCCCGGACCGCCGCUGCGUAGCCACCGCCGAGCCCCCGCGCGCCCGGGGAGCGGGCGCCGCCGUCCCUCCGCAGGCUGACGGCAGCCCCCGCGCACAGCCCCGAAAGGCGGGGAAGUCUUUCCGCUGGCAGAGCCGAGUUUCAUUUUACCAUCUCAGCCUUGAAGGGUCCAACGCUCCCAGGGGAUCGGGGCUCCUCAACACGACCGCGCGUCACUGA
Camelus dromedarius (Arabian camel) is the source of this 882-nucleotide messenger RNA. Its product is annotated as WAS/WASL-interacting protein family member 1-like. The record is from RefSeq and is a predicted model, not a curated record. Bases 1 to 882 code for a protein of 293 amino acids. The transcript has a single exon. NCBI's taxonomy places the organism in Eukaryota, Metazoa, Chordata, Mammalia, Artiodactyla, Camelidae.